GCGGGUGGCACUAAUGUUUCAUUUUAGUGUCUUUGUGUAACUGAAACACAGAGAGAAAAGAAAAGAAAAAAAGUAGGAGGGCUGCACAAGUUUGAGAUCUGAGCACAGAGAUAAUUCACAGCAGCGCUCAGAUGGAAAUGCAGCUCCCACCUCACGAGGGAGGCGAGCUGUCUGUGGUCGACAUGCACACGGGUGGAGAGCCUUUGCGGAUCAUCCUCAGUGGCUACCCAGACAUCAAAGGCGACAGCGUGCUUUCCAAACGUCGCUACGUCCGGGAACAUCUCGACCACCUCAGGAGGGUGCUGAUGUAUGAACCGCGAGGACACUACGACAUGUACGGGGCCCUGAUCGUGGACAGCGAGUUACCCGAGGCAGACCUGGCGGUGCUGUUCAUGCACAAUGAGGGCUACAGCACCAUGUGCGGCCACGCCGUCAUCGCACUGGGACGCUUCGCUGUGGACUACAAACUAGUGAAAGAGCCGAAGUCGCCAGAGACACAAGUGAACAUCCACUGUCCCUGUGGCCUGGUGAAGGCCUUCGUUGAGUACUCUGAGGGGAAAACAGGAGGAGUGAGGUUUCUCAGCGUGCCAGCGUUUGCAUUUGCUACAGAUGUGACAGUGUCGGUGGAGGGGUUUGGUGAAGUAACGGUUGACAUCAGCUACGGAGGAGCCUUUUAUGCCUUUGUGAAUGCCCAGAGGUUUGGUCUGGAUGUGUCCAAGUCCAGGACUCGGGAUCUUGUCGAUGCAGCCACAGCUGUGACCAGAGCUGUCAAAUCUCAGGUGAAGUUGCAUCAUCCAGCCAGCGAUGAUCUGGCCUUCCUGUAUGGCACCAUCCUAACAGACGGGAAAGACGAUUACUCCCCUGAACCCACCGCCAAUAUCUGUGUGUUUGCUGAAGCUCAGGUAGACCGAAGCCCGACUGGUUCUGGUGUCACGGCUCGAGUAGCUCUUCAGUAUCACAAAGGUCUCAUCCAGCUGAACCAGACCAGGACGUUCCAGAGCGGAGCCACUGGGUCCCAGUUCACAGGAAAGGCUGUUGAGGAGACCAAGUGUGGAGACUUCAAGGCUGUAGUGGUGGAAGUUGCUGGCAGAGCUUUUUACACCGGAGUUUCACGCUUUGUGCAGGAGGCAGAUGACAAGCUGACACAUGGUUUCCUGCUGAAGUGAGGUGUUUCAGCCACGUCAAACUUCUGGGGCGGACUUGGGACAUGCUGAGUGUCUCAUCUGGCUUGGUAACACCUCGGCAUCCCCCCCAAGGGAGUGGAAGAGGGGUUAGAGAGAGGAAGGUCUGUGUUUCUUUGCUUUGCUUAGACCCUGCCCCAGAUAAGCAGUAGAAAAUGGAUGGAUGGUUAUAAUUAAAGAUAAAAUCUGAAGAACAGCUAAAAGGAAGUGUACUGCCAUUCAGAUAUCUACUAAAAUAUUCUUGAUAGUGAACUUUGAUUGUAUAUGAUAAUAAACAUAAAUAACUAUGUUAUCAUGUAUGACUGAAUGUAA
Pelmatolapia mariae (spotted tilapia) is the source of this 1493-nucleotide messenger RNA. RefSeq names its product trans-L-3-hydroxyproline dehydratase. The record is from RefSeq and is a predicted model, not a curated record. Bases 132 to 1166 code for a protein of 344 amino acids. The transcript has 7 exons. Gene Ontology annotation, molecular function: hydro-lyase activity. Lineage: Eukaryota; Metazoa; Chordata; Actinopteri; Cichliformes; Cichlidae.